GUCGACAUGGUGUUUUGCUGAUGGAGUUGACUGAUCAAUGAGAUUACUGAAUUUGCAAAAGGAAGAGCUAGCAUAUUCUUAUCAGAGAAAGCAUUAGAUGCAGGGGUAAGGAGAAGAAAGGCUGAAGAUUUGUGAAUGUGAAUGAAGAUGAGGAGAUCAUGCUUUCCGAGAUGUGGGUUUGCAAGAAUAAUGGGCUGGCUUCGGAUUGUACUGGGAAUGCUUGUUAUAAUUGUAAGUAUAUCAAGUCUCUUCAGGUUCUACUCUGCUGGAUUCUUUGUGCACAAUGAAGACAUAUGCCGCCAUUUUUAUGGCAUCAAGGAUGUUUACGAAGGAUUCGAUGUAAGAGCCUUAAAUGAUCGAGUUGCAGAAGUACUAAGAACGAUGGAGAGCCUUCAGGAAAAGCUAGAGACGACUCUGCAGCAGAUGGAGAAGAACAAAGAUGUUUUGGAUCAGACUAAUAUGACAAGAUUGGAGCAUAAGAAGUAUUUGGAGGUGGAAGUGCUCAGGCCUCUUUACAGUGCACACAUUGCUCUCAGACAGAUUCGGCUGCCUAAGAUUGAAGGCAAUGGAAACGGUACCCUGAAAGAGGAACCUUUGAUUAAUACAUUUAUCACAGAGGAAAUCCGGAAGUAUAUAACUCCCAAAGAGAACAGAAUUGUGAAGGUUAACUUUUAUGGAACAGAGAAGAUAUACAAUACCAUAGGGCAUGCAUGUGUUUUGAUGAAGAAGGAACUGCAGGAGUACAUGGACUAUGAUAUAGGAUCAUACUGUAAAGAUGAUUGGAAUCUAGCUCAGAAGCUUAUGGUUGGCAGUUGCGAUCCCUUGCCCCGAAGGCGGUGCUUGACAAGGGCUUCCAAGGUGUACCAGAAGCCAUAUCCUAUCAAUGAGUCUCUGUGGAAGCUACCUGAUGACAGAAAUGUAAGGUGGGGUGGUUACAAGUGUAGGAAUUUCGGUUGCUUAUCAAGCAAGAAUCCCAAGCGAGGUUAUACGAAGUGCACUGGAUGUUUCGAGAUGGAAAAGGAGAAGCUCAAGUGGGUAGCUAAUAGCUCAUCACUCCCUGUUGAUUUCCUGAUAAGAGAUGUCCUGGCCAUUAAGCCAGGCCAGGUAAGGAUUGGUCUAGACUAUGGUGUUGGCACUGGGACUUUCGCUGCCAGGAUGAGAGAGAUGAAUGUUACAAUCAUCUCAACCGCUUUGAAUCUAGGGGCUCCUUUCAAUGAGAUCAUUGCACUUAGAGGCUUGAUUCCGCUAUAUGCAACACUGAACCAACGCCUUCCAUUCUUUGAUAACACGAUGGACUUGAUUCAUACAACCGGGUUCUUGGAUGGCUGGAUUGACCUUCUUUUGAUGGAUUUCAUCCUUUAUGAUUGGGACAGGAUUUUGAGGCCAGGAGGAUUGUUGUGGAUCGACAGGUUCUUCUGUAACAAAAAGGACCUGGAUGACUACAUGUACAUGUUUCUGCAGUUCAGGUACAAGAAACACAAGUGGGUCCUUGCCCCUAAAUCAAAAGAUGAAGUCUACCUUUCUGCAGUGUUAGAGAAACCUCCUCGAGCUAUCUGAUCGUAGUAUGUCCCUAUGUUCCUCUCUGUUUCAGUCGUUAGCCUCUAGCUGUUAAUAGAUAAGUUUCUGUACACUGGAAAAGAUAUGAUCCUGAAUCUUUGUUUGACAGACUGACAUUUUCUACUUGACUGGUGUUUUAAAUAAUGAA
Theobroma cacao (cacao) is the source of this 1705-nucleotide messenger RNA. Its product is annotated as S-adenosyl-L-methionine-dependent methyltransferase. Lineage: Eukaryota; Viridiplantae; Streptophyta; Magnoliopsida; Malvales; Malvaceae. The record is from RefSeq and is a predicted model, not a curated record. Gene Ontology annotation, molecular function: methyltransferase activity.